Messenger RNA from Penicillium arizonense, 486 nucleotides. RefSeq lists its product as uncharacterized. The annotation marks the transcript as partial. The transcript is spliced from 2 exons. NCBI's taxonomy places the organism in Eukaryota, Fungi, Ascomycota, Eurotiomycetes, Eurotiales, Aspergillaceae. The record is from RefSeq and is a predicted model, not a curated record.
GUAGUGCUAGAGCUACAAGGGCGGUCUCACGAAAUCCUCAACCGACUGGCUACCUGGCGGAGAGAGCUUGAAGCCUUGGACCGAAAGCUUGAGAAAGGCAUUCUUAUCAUCGAGCAUGACUCUCGGUCGAAAGCGAAAACAGCUCCGCAAAUUAUGAGUAUCCCAUGGGAGGAAGUCGAAGGAAAGCAACGAAGGGUGCACGAAGCGGUGCAGGAGUGGUGGAGCCAUCUUUGCAACAGUGAACAGCUGGAUUAUGAUCAUGAAAGCGAUGAAGAUGAAGAACAGGAUCAAUGUUUUGCCAUGCCACGUGAAGAAGAUUCAAAGCAAAAAGCGGAAGAAGCCGCGAAAGCAGCAGCAGCGAAGGCUGCUGAGGAGAAGCAGAAACGCGAGGAUAGGGCAGCUGUCACUAAAGGUCUUACUGACCAUACGACAAUGAAGCAACUGUCAUCUUCAGGUUAUGAGGCUAAAGCUAAGCGACAGAGAUAG